AGGCCUUGCAGAUAUAAUUCUCUGCAGGAUCAGUGUGCAAGCUGCAAAAUGUCCCCUAAGUAGCUACUGCUUAAAUUUUGGAGGGCAUAUAUUUGGAAAUCAGACAAACUUCUGCUAUGGAGAAUAAGGGCGACUUAGAAGCAGUCAGAAAAAGAACUGAAGCUGGAAAAAAGCAAUCACAUCAUAUGAUAUUCUUCGCUAUUUGAAAUCAUAACUGAGAAUAACUUGGCUUCUUUGCGCGGUGAAUAGAGGUGACCAAAAGGACACAGUCAUAUAUUUAGACUACUGGGAGGACGUCGAUAACAUUUCGCACAUUGGCAGGACCAGAGUUUAUACUCCAGCAUUAUCGCUCAAUGGAAAACUUCAAUUCGGGCUACAGCGGAGCCAAAAAGGAAUAUUAUAACUUCUGAGCGUAUUUUUCUCUCCCUCCCUCUCUCCGCGUCUCCUCCUCUCUCUUUCGGGGGAUCUAGUCAGAUCCAGUCUGGAUGAAGCGGACGUCUUGGUGCGAGAUAAUCGGGAGAUGAUGUGAGUUAAUGAGGCGGAGAUACGGCGGGACAGAUUCAGACGCGUUCCUCUCAUGCGACUACAGGUGUGCCAGCAGUGAGCGAGAGGAGGAGAAAACGAAAGAGCAAAGAGAAUAAAGAGGGUGGAUAGGUAGACACUGAGCGGAGAAGAAGACACUUCCUAGGUCCUGGCUAUGGAAACGGGGCAGAGCGCACCGGCGUCCGACAUGGGGGGAGAGCACAAUGCUGGGGUGUGCAUGGUGGAGCGGGACCGAGACCGAGAGAGGGGCGAGGUAUCCAGCCCCAGUCCACUGGCUAAGCAGCGCUCCUUGCGGGUCGUCUACGUCCUGAACGAUGGGCUGAAGUCGGUGAUGGCGAGCAGCCCGGAGUCCGGAGCGCUGCAGUGUCUGCAGAAAGCCUGCGACGCAGAGAGCGCCCUGCUCACCACGGUCACCUUCGGAAGACUGGACUUUGGAGAGACAUCAGUGCUGGACAGUUUCUACGAUGCAGACAUUGCAGUCGUGGAUAUGAGUGACGUGUGCCGGCAGCCCUCCCUGUUUUACCACCUGGGCGUGAGGGAGAGCUUUGACAUGGCCAACAAUGUCAUCCUGUACCACGACACCGACCCCGACACUGCACAGUCACUGAAGGACAUGGUGGCACAGAAAAACACAGCAUCCAGCGGUAACUACUACUUCAUCCCCUACAUAGUGACUCCUAACCAGGAGUAUAUGUGCUGUGAGAGUGAUGCCCAGCGCAGGGCCAGCGAGUACAUGCAGCCCAAUUGGGACAACCUGCUGGGCCCACUGUGCGACCCCCUGACCGAUCGCUUCACCAGCCUGCUGAAGGACAUACAUGUAACAUCCUGUGCUUCCUUUAAGGACACCCUCCUCAAUGACAUCAGGAAGGCCAGGGAGAAGUACCAGGGAGAGGAGCUGGCCAAGGAGCUUUCCCGCAUUAAACUCAGAAUUGAUAACACAGAGGUCCUAACGCAGGACAUCGUCAUGAACCUGCUGUUUUCCUACAGAGACAUACAGGACUAUGAUGCCAUGGUGAAACUGGUUCAAACACUGGAGAUGCUGCCAACUUGCGAUCUGGCCACCCAGCCCAUGAUCCAGUUUCACUAUGCCUUUGCUCUCAACAGGAGGAACACUCCUGGAGACAGGGAGCAGGCUCUCAGAGUAAUGCUGCAGGUGUUGCAGUCCUGCGAACAUCCUGCACCGGAUAUGUUCUGCCUCUGUGGACGAAUCUACAAAGACAUUUUCCUCGACUCUGACUGCAAAGACACUAAAAACAGAGACAAUGCUAUACAAUGGUACAGAAAGGGCUUUGAGCUGCAGCCCACUCUCUACUCUGGUAUCAACCUGGCUGUUCUCCUCAUAGUUGCUGGCCAGCAAUUUGAGAGUUCCAUGGAGCUUAGAAAAAUAGGGGUGAGACUGAACAGUCUACUAGGGCGCAAGGGUUCCUUGGAAAAGAUGAAUAACUACUGGGACGUGGGCCAGUUCUUCACCGUUAGCAUGCUAGCAAGUGACAUCCCUAAAGCUACUCAGGCUGCAGAGAAGCUCUUCAAACUGAAACCACCUGUCUGGUAUUUGCGGUCAGUGGUGCAGAACUUGCAGCUAAUUCAAAGGUUUAAAAAGCAAAACUUGGAGCAUUCUCCUCAGAGAGAGAGACUCAACUUCUGGAUGGACAUCAUUGUUGAGGCCACACAGGACACCACCAACAGACUGCGUUUUCCAGUGCUGAUUCUGGAACCGACCAAGGUUUACCAGCCAUCCUAUGUGUCCAUUAACAACGAGGCAGAAGAGAAGAACGUGUCCAUCUGGCAUGUUUCUCCUGCUGAAACGAAAGGGAUCCAUGAGUGGAACUUCACUGCAUUGUCCAUCAAAGGGAUUAGCAUCAGCAAGUUUGACGAGCGUUGCUGCUUCCUCUACGUCCACGAUAACUCAGAUGACUUCCAGAUCUACUUCUCCACCGAGGAGCAGUGCGGUCGCUUCUGCUCUAUGGUAAAAGAGAUGAUAUCUGAUGGUACUGGAAAUGCUGUGGAGCUGGAGGGGGAGGGCGACGGCGAUACGCUAGAGUACGAGUAUGACACUGAUGAGACAGGGGAAAGGGUAGUGCUGGGUCGGGGCACCUAUGGAGUGGUGUAUGCUGGGAGAGAUCUCAGCAACCAUGUCCGAAUUGCCAUCAAAGAGAUUCCUGAAAGAGCCAGCAGGUACUCCCAGCCCCUUCAUGAGGAAAUCGCUCUUCACAAGUACCUGAAGCACAGGAACAUUGUUCAGUAUUUGGGCUCCAUUUCUGAGAACGGAUACAUUAAGAUCUUCAUGGAACAAGUGCCUGGAGGAAGUCUAUCUGCAUUGCUGCGGUCCAAAUGGGGUCCUCUGAAGGAGGCCACGAUUAUCUUCUACACCAGACAGAUUCUGGAGGGGGUUCGAUACCUGCAUGAGAACCAAAUCGUCCACCGAGACAUCAAGGGUGACAAUGUGCUAGUCAACACCUACAGUGGCGUCUUGAAGAUCUCAGACUUUGGUACCUCAAAACGGUUGGCGGGAGUGAAUCCCUGUACAGAAACAUUCACAGGUACCCUGCAGUACAUGGCUCCAGAAAUCAUUGAUAAGGGUCCUCGAGGAUAUGGGGCACCAGCUGAUAUUUGGUCCUUAGGAUGUACCAUCAUAGAAAUGGCCACUGGGAAACCCCCCUUUCAUGAGCUGGGGGAACCACAGGCAGCCAUGUUUAAGGUGGGCAUGUUUAAAAUCCACCCAGAGAUUCCUGAGUCUUUGUCGCAGGAGGCCAAGGCGUUCAUUCUACGUUGCUUUGAGCCCGACCCUCAUAAGAGGGCCAUCGCCUUGGACCUGCUCAGAGACAAUUUUGUCAGGCACAACACCAAGGGCAAAAAGAGCAAGAUUGCCUUCAAAUCACCAGACUCCACCCCUAAUAUCUCCCUGCCGGUGCAGGUGCAGGGUGAGACCGCCGGCAGUAGCAGCAGUGAGCACGGCUCUGUGAGUCCAGACUGUGACGCAAAACAUGACUUAUUCUUCGGCAGGAAGAGAACCUCUGGCUCCAAGAAUCUGCUCAAACCGCCCAGUUCCAACUGCCUGAGUGUCCCUGAUGAGGGUUCACUGUCAGAGGACCGCUCUAUUCCCCCCUCUCCUGAGGACAGGGACAGCGGUUUGUUCAUGCUGAAGAAGGACAGCGAGAGACGAGCCAUUCUGUUCAAGGUCCUCAAUGAAGACCAGGAAAAGGUCAUCUCCAACCUCAGGGAAAACCACAUGCAGGGUAGCGAGGAGCUCCAGCUGUCUAUGGAACACAUCAAACAAAUCAUCUGCAUCCUCCGAGACUUCAUCCAUUCCCCGGAGCGGCGCGUCAUGGCAGCCACCAUCUCUAAGCUCAAGCUGGACCUCGACUUUGACUCUACCUCCAUCAACCAGAUUCAGCUGGUGCUGUUUGGCUUCCAGGCCUCGGUGAACAAGGUCCUGAGGAAUCAUCACAUUAAACCCCACUGGAUGUUUGCCAUGGAUAACAUCAUCCGCCGAGCUGUGCAGGCUGCAAUUACCAUCCUUAUACCAGAGCUGCAGACCCACUUUGGCCCAGCAUCAGAGUGUGAGGGGGCAGAGAAGGAAGAUGAAGUCGAUGAGGAGGAAGCAGAGUUUAGCCCUGUUUUAGCGCAGCACACUGACGACACUGGGGUGACGUGCGAUCCCACCCACUCUGCGGUCAGCACGCUAAACUCCUCUCACUGCCACGAACAGCAACGCUCACAUAAUCAUCUGGGAGCCCAGCUGGGAAGACUCAAGCAGGAAACCAACAGGCUGCUGGAUGAGCUGCUACAAAAGGAGAAGGAGUACCAGCAGGUCUUGAAAGCCAUACUGCAGCAGAGAACACAAGAUCUAGAGCUUGUCCGAGUCAGACACAGACCCCCAGAUCACAAUGUCAUCAGCAAACAUGAUAGUCCACGGAGACACCUACCUGACCUCAUCUGUAAACCUCUCCAUCACCAAGGCAAACAAGAAGUGGUUCAGAGCCAGUCCCUGAUGUCAUCUGUCACUCCUACUGCACACCUCACCACUGUCUUGUUGUCCUCAUACAUGUCCUGCAUCGCCCUCACAUACUUCUCUGCCACUACUGACUUCCUGCAGUACUACAGUUACUCUCUUGGCACCCUAUCAUAUGCUUUCUCUAGAUCCAUAGACACCAUGCAACUCCUUCUGACCUUCUCCAUCAAUACUCUCAAAGCAAACAUCACAUUGGUAAUACUAUUUCUGAAAGCCAUACAACUGCUCACUGAUUGUGACCUCUCUUCUCAGCCUAGCUUCAACAACUCUUCUCUUCUGAUUCACUGUCCACUGUUAAACCUCCUCUCUCUCUCUCUCUCUCUCUCAUUCUUCAUCCAUCAGCUCCUCACAUACUCGUUCCAUCUUCUCAACACACUCCCUUCACUCAAUAUUAUAUUUCCACCUCUAUCCUUAAUCACCACACCCUUUCCAGCUCAGUCUCUCUGCCUAGCUAAUCAAUACAAGUCCUUUUCUCCUUAGUGUCCAGUCUCAGCUGUGUUUAUCAAAAUGCCCAUGUGUGUGUGGACAGGGUCUGGGAUUCCUGUAAUUUAGUCAAGUUUUGUUUUCUGUUUUAAUUUUAUUAUUCCUUCUUUGUUCACAGAGCCACAGUUUUAUUGUUGUCAGUCAGACACUUUCCAGAUGUUACUGUAUGGUCUAAUGAUGUGCUCCAAAAGUGGCAAAACCUGCAAUGCCCCUACUGAUGACUUGAGGCUGGCUCUGAAAGCUAGUUAACAUCCACGGACUCCUGUGUUAAAAAUCCCAACUUUACAGCAUCAAAAAAAAAAAAAAAUUCAGUCUGGUUCAAAAAUGUUUUUGCCCUCUAUGGUGGUUUUUUCAUAAUAACUGUAUCCAUUUUGAUACUGAAGUUAUAGACAUGGCUGCUUUGAUUGACAGGCGUGCCUUUAGAGGGCGCUGUAGCCGAUCAGCAUCUGCUAGGUCUCACUUCCACUAAUUCGAGUCACUGAACUGGUCCUCUCCGCUGUGUUUGUGCUGUCGGUGUCUUUUUUAACAGAAGUAUCUGACAAAUAUUAAGUGUUGCUGUGGGCUGCACGUCACCCAAGAAGUUCAUUCUUGAGUUUUGGUAAGUGAAAUUCCAGUACUUUAUUUACACAUACAUAUGCCCUCAUACACUUGUGGAUGCAGCUUGCUAAUGAAGCUUGCUGAUAACUUAGCACACUGCCAUCUCAUCCAGAUAUGGUAACUUCUGGCUCCAAAAAACGAACAUGACAGAGGCUUAAAUGCUAAAGCAGAGGCUUCAGAAUGCAGAGUUCAAAACGAAUGGGUGAUAUCAUCAUGGCUAUACCCUUGUUUUAUAUUGUAUGCAUAUGUCUGUGUGUGUGUGUGUGUGUGUGUGUGU
This is a messenger RNA of Archocentrus centrarchus (flier cichlid), 5912 nucleotides long. RefSeq names its product mitogen-activated protein kinase kinase kinase 15 (gene map3k15). The record is from RefSeq and is a predicted model, not a curated record. The transcript has 27 exons. The coding region runs from base 698 to 5035 and encodes 1445 amino acids. Gene Ontology annotation, molecular function: ATP binding; MAP kinase kinase kinase activity. Lineage: Eukaryota; Metazoa; Chordata; Actinopteri; Cichliformes; Cichlidae. Gene Ontology annotation, biological process: cellular response to stress; MAPK cascade; protein phosphorylation.